AUGUGCCUUUUGCAUGUUACUCGCUUGCAGCUUCAGUCCCGCCCUUCUCUGAUUGAAUGGAUCUUCCAUGUGGCAGAAGACCUGGGCCUAAGCAAGAGAGCUGUUCAUCUGGCCAUAUAUCUAUUAGAUCACUUCAUGGAUCGACAUAAUAUUAAACCAUCGCACCUUCAGCUUGUGGCCUUGGGAUGCAUCCUUGUGGCAGUGAAAUAUGAGCAUGGGGAUGUAUGCUCCUUUGGAACCAUGAAUGACUAUGCCACUGAGAAAUACCCACUGAAGGACAUCAAGCACAUGGAACUCCUCAUCUUGACAUUCUUUGAAUGGGAUCUGACUAUGCCAACAAUAGCUGAAUUUGCUGAAUUGUUCAUGAGAUCUGCUGUUACCAUUGGUGAUCUGUUGCAUGGAAAGAAGAUCUCUUGCAUGGUUGUGACACAGAGAGCUCUUUUGGAUCGCUUCUCAUUCUUCUUAACUGCAAGCCUUGAGGAUGUUCGAUACCUGGAUGCCCCACCAUCUGUAGUAGCAAGUGCCUGCUUGGCUUGUUCUCGGCAGACUCUUGGAAUCACACCCUUAUGGCCAAUGCGGAUGAGGAUGCUGACACGGCAUACCUCUAAUGAUAUCCGCCCUUUUGUCCUCAUUCUACUCCAGUCCCUACACUCUAGUAAUCCUUCUCCUGACACAGGCUAUGGAUCAGAUGGCUUGGACUGAUCAAUGGCAUUGUUAGCUAAAUUCUGUUCUGCAGAAUUAACUAAAUGUGAUUUGGUGGUGGUAUCAUUGGGUUUCCUUUUGUUCCUUUUUGUCAUUCUUGUAUGAUGAUUGUAUUGUAUGAUGAUACCUUUAAUUCCCUUUGUUGAAGAUAUUAUGGUGCCCCCUUCUCUUCCUUACCUAUGUCAUGUCUGUUGUAUAAAUGUAUUUCUUGUAUUUUUGUUAGAUGUGAGUUACCAUCCAUGUGCAUUCUCUGUGAUUCAGUAGUCUUUGGUAAGAUUCAUUACCAGUGUCAAGAUUGAUGAUGAUAACUGUCCUGGC
Molecule: messenger RNA, 1020 nt
Organism: Darwinula stevensoni
Lineage: Eukaryota; Metazoa; Arthropoda; Ostracoda; Podocopida; Darwinulidae
Source: the annotation of a GenBank genome assembly